Pangasianodon hypophthalmus (striped catfish) is the source of this 5803-nucleotide messenger RNA. It is a transcript of the gene shld2, whose product is annotated as shieldin complex subunit 2. The transcript is spliced from 7 exons. The record is from RefSeq and is a predicted model, not a curated record. Gene Ontology annotation, biological process: regulation of double-strand break repair via homologous recombination. NCBI's taxonomy places the organism in Eukaryota, Metazoa, Chordata, Actinopteri, Siluriformes, Pangasiidae. The coding region runs from base 487 to 2700 and encodes 737 amino acids. Gene Ontology annotation, cellular component: site of double-strand break; nucleus.
UUGUAAUAUGUUGGCUAUAUUGUUAUUCAAAUAAACAUCUAAGCUAUGUAUUUCAUUUUUAUUUGGGUAUAUUCAUCUCUGUCUAAUGUAUAUCAAUCAUGUGUCUUAUCUAUCAUAAACAGAAUCUCAUGUUAAUAGUCCUAUUAGUAGUACUUAUUGUCAGUCUUAUGUUUGAGAUACUGUAUGUAAUAUAAUUCAUAAAAUAGUCACUUUUAUAAACUUUAUAAAUCUUCUACCCUUCUAAGCAGACUUUUCUGCUUUUUUAAUUCCUAGUAUAUGUCAUAAGCCUAGUCCAAGUCUAAGAAUAGAUUUUCAUUUCAGAAGCCGAGACGCAAGCCUCGCCUUAAUUUCUCUCUGAAAAAAAAAAAAGUAGUCAGGUAAUUUGGUUUGUUGGCAGCCUUUUAAAGAUAUGAUUUUCUUUUCCAUCAGAGGACUAUUCCCCUGCUAUUCUUAAGAAGAAGUUGAAAGAUGUGAAAGAACACUAGUAUGGCAGAUAAACUGAAGGUCCAUGUGUUUUUGGGUGCACCCAAUCCCCAAUCACUGUCUGAGGAGGAUAAAAGUUCCUUGGAUAAAAGUUCCAAUCAGUGGAGGACUUUAGAGUUUAGUUGGAAUCAAGGAAGGCUAAUGCCCAGGAAGGAAGUGGGUGAGGGCCAGAUACAUAGUCAUGUUGCUGCAGAGGCCAUUAGUAGCCGGAACACAACCACUGAUCAUGAGAAGCAUGGUGUUUCAGGUUCUCAUGAGGGUAACAUGACAGUGUCUGAAGAUGAUAUUACACCCUCGAUUAGCCAGUCCUCUCUGGCCAAGCAAGCACUACCUGAAGAGGAUGACAUGAGUCCCGGACUGGUUACUGAGUAUCUAGAUAGCUGCUUCCCCUCCCCACAAGCAGACUCAAGAUCUGACUCUGAGCCAAGUCCAGCCAUGUCUGCAAAGACAGAAUAUCUAAUCACCUGGACAAAGACACAAGGAUUGCUCCUGAAACCUGGAGUUAUUAGGGAGCAGGGCUCUGCCUCAGUCAGCACACUUGGAUCUCCCCAAACGCCACCAAAACAAACCCCUUCAGCCUCUUUGGACUCUCCAGAGCUCUACAGCCCAGAGGUCAGUCCAGGAGAUAGAGGCCUGGGAGGAACGCUGCAAGGGUCAGUAGAACUUUAUGAGAGUCUGAGCCAAAGGCUGCAGGAAGGAGGUGUGAUUUUGUUGCGCACACCUGAUGGUCUUCUGUGCUCUCAGGCCAGUGCAUUGGAGCAGGAGGACUAUGAAUUCCAUUUUGGCUCCCCGAACAAAUCCGUAGAAGCCUCACCUACUCCCAGCACCUCAAAACGCGCUAAGCUCUCUUCAGCUACAGCUCGGAGGCAGCAGGGAACUGGACAAAAAAACAUCCUCCUACUUCAUGGUCCAACCACACUGCUCUCCAGGUGCAUCAGUCACGGAGUGAGUUACUCCAUUUUGGUUGCUGUGGUGCACCCGUGCCACGUGAAAGAGAUCAGUGUGAAGUCUGGAGCAUCAACUGGAUCCAGUGUUCCGCUGGCUACGGUGAUCGUCACUGACCAAUCAGGAGUGGAGAUGAAGGUGGUGCUGUGGAGGGCAGCAGCGUUCUGGGCGCUGACCGUCUAUCCAGGAGACAUAUUGCUCAUCACAGGUGUGACAGUGCAUGUGGAUAAAUGGCGAGGAGAAACUGUACUACAGUCAUCCUAUAUGAGUCAACUGCUGAACCUGGGCCAGGUCACUCAAGGCCAUAACCCACAAGCUCCACAAAAUGUAAAUAUUCACACACUGAGAGCUCUGUGUACUCAUCUACAUGAGAAGCACCCUCUGCUGGUGUCCCUGCCUCCUCGCACCGCUCAGAACCUGCAGUCAAUCCCCUUCGUCCACCUCGGGUCUCUACGACCUGACACUCUGGUUCAUGCACUGCUAAGAGUCAAACACACCAAGAUGAUAUCAGAUGCAGUUUGGGAGUUCCGGCUGCUGCUGGUGAAACAGGAUAUGACUUCAGGCCUGCUAGAGCUUCACUCUACCCCAUGGAGCUCAUGCCAGCCUCUGCUCCCAAACAGCCCACGAUACAAAGAGUUCUGCAGCACAGUCACUUCACACCGGGGCAGCAGCAGCUUUGAGAUUGACCUACACACACUCCUGUCUCAGAAAUACACAGGUGACGUAGAGCUAAGAGUUCACAUUGUAGCAUUCCAGUUCCACAGCACUCCUUCCCAGGAUGCAGUGCUGCUCAUGGAUGGAGAGACGCCUCUGGAAAGGAUCCUGGACAUUGUGUCUGGUGACAUCACAUUCACUGGAUGUGGCCUGUGCUGUGCUGAGCUAGACACAGACGAGAAUGGCAUCUACAGACCGUGCUAUCCAUGUCUGCCUCAUACUGGAGUACGCCGUUAUUACAGGCCUGUAGUUCUGACUGUGAGAGAGCGACAGAGUCAGGUCUGUGUGCAUGUUCCACCUACACUUGUGCAGAAGAUCCUGCUUAACACUGCACCAGACAAGCUAAACAAGACUGUAGCUCCUGUGUCAGAGGAGAGAUUUGUUCAGAUAGUGGCUAAGAGGAUCCACUCCAUCCUGUCCACUCCAAGGUCCAUGUUUCAUCUCACCAUCCGCAGCCAUUUUGACUGUGAUGAAAACAGCAUUCCUAUCAUACAGAAUUUCUUGCUAUUAGAUUUUAUUUCACAGGAAGCAUCAAGCAAUGAACAUGUGCCCUUAUAAUUAUGACUUGCCUUAUGUACAAAAUGUUUCUUUUCCAAAUCAGACCUGGAAUAAUUGUAAUAUGUAAAAGCAAUAUGGAUAUAAAUUAUUUCUGUGUCUAUGUAAGUAUAAUUUGCAAAAUGAAAUUUUGUAAAAGCACUGAUUUACAUAUUGACCUGUAUAUAUUUUACACUCACCAUUUAGUACAUUGAUGAUUGAUUUUAACCAAUAAAAUAGCUCUGCAUUUGCACUGUUUUAAACAAUUCUUAAAAUCUCUCAAAUACAUGAGUGUCUAUUAGUCAUAAUUAGAAUUCCUGUUCGGUGUCCUUCAUUUCUGGAAUAUUGUCCCUGGCAAAGAAUUUCACAUUACUGUGUCAGAAAGGUGCAGUCUUUCUUUGUUAGUACCUACACUUGGGAAGCAUGUCAACACUGAAUAUUGUUAAAAAAGAAGACAGAAUUAGACUGUGAUAUCUGCAUGUGGAGUGCAUCAAAAUAUUAUAAUGAGCUUUUAAUCUACAUUCUAUUGUAAAAUACAUUCUACAAGUAGAAGAUGGAUAGUGUGGGAAACAGUAUAUAAGGUUUAAAACACUGGUUAAAAAACACAGUUUUUUUCAUGUUAUACCACAGCACUGUUGUAUUCUCAAAUCUGAUGGGUCAGAAGGUGAUUGAUUUUCUAUAACAGCAGCUCUGACAGUAGUGCUGCCUGUAAUUCACAUUACUGGUUAAUAUUAAUGUACUUAUUGUAAUACGUUACUCUUUCUAUAACAACAAACCACUCACAGGGACUUGUAUGACAGACACUCUACAUAAACAGAUUAAAAAAAAAUGUGUAAUUGUUGAUAUGAUGAAGUUUUCUCUAAGGAGACAUUUACUGAGCAUUUUGGAAGGAGUCUCCAGUGCCAGCCCCUUAUGACAGUCAGAGGUAAAGACGUUCCUUUGUUUUCUGACAGAGGAAAGACUUCAGAACAGAGGGAUUUCCAGACGGACAUACAUUUUUUUUGUCUUACUAACUUAAAGAGAGAAAAACGAGGCUGGUGAGGGAACAUCUGUUUAUAGCUGAUAUAACGUAAGUGAUAACAGGAAGUAACGGUUUGAGGAUGUUCAACAUUAAAUGUAACUAUAAAUGGUUAAAAAGUAUGAUGUGUCAUUCUUUAAUAAAUUAAAACAACUAAUCAACUUUGGCAUGGUAAAGGCAUCACACUAAAUGUUGUGUUUUAUUCCUUACUCAAUUCUACAGAAACACAGUUACUGAUUAAAACCUUCACUGACUCGGGCAGAAUUUGUAUUUCCUCAUCGUAAAUGCGUUAAAUGUUAGUCAUCUGUCCAUACUGUAGUGCUACUAGGAACAAACGGUGUGUGUGCUCUUAUGGUUUGUUUGGCUGGUGGUCUGUAUUGACUUCUUGAUAUUAAAAGGGAUAUACUGGGAGACAAUUAGAUAGAAAGUUGUGCAAAAUAUAGUUUUUAUUUGGCUAAACUGUGUGUGUGUUAGUCUGUGAGUAUGGAUAUGGAGCCUAAAUCAGCAUUGAUAAUCUUUAGCAAAUUCACUUUUCCCCAACACUGCAUACAGAAAGUAAAAAGUCUUGAAAAAUAGCACUAACUUUGUCCUAUCAUUAUUGAUACACAAAAGUGUAGUCUAUCAGUGUUACUGCUGCUCAAUAAUAGUGUUGAAAUACUUUGACUAUUACCACAGAGGUGCCAUUUAUAAUGUGCCAUUAAGAUUUGUUUAGUAUGUCUCUUAUUGUAAUCUAAGAUCAUUUCCUUAGUUUUGCUUCUAUAAACCAUGAGUUUGUCACCAACUAUAAAAUGAAACAAUUUCCUCUUAGUAUACAAGACCUUUGUCAUCCUUCAAAGGUUGGUCAGUGAAACUUCAUCGGAAACAUUUGUCAUGAUGGGUGAUAUAUCAUUUGUAUGAAUGGUAAAUAUUAAGCGCCAUUAAUAUUAAUGUUAACAGCCACAGUACACAGUCCUGACGAACUCCAGUGCUGACAUGAAUCAAGGGAGACUGACCUAGGUUUGUGUGCAUGUAUGCUCGAUUCAGUGAGAAAAUGACUUAUCCACAGAAGUAAGAAGCUUCUAAUAUAAUUGGGGUGCGAUUUUGUGUCCCACUGGUAUUUAAUUUAGAAUUAUGUAUGUAAAGGUAAAAACAUUUUAAACAUAGGUAAAAUGUUCUUGAUAACAACCUGUGUGCAUGUUUCAGAUACAUUUAAAACAUUAACACAUUAAUAAAGCAUUAAAUACAAACAUUAAUAAACAGCACUUUUUUUGCCAGCAUUUUGCCUGUCCAAGGCCACUAUAACUACACACUAUUAUUUUGAAUUAUAAUUAUUAAAAUACUUCAAAAAUAUUAUUUUUGUGUUAAUUCGUGAAUCCAUUUAACAUCUCAUCCUUUUCCAUGAGUCAUCCAUCAUCCUUAAGUUAUAAAAAAUGUACAUUUUAGUGUCACAUAACAUUCACUCAGCCCUGCUAACUGAACACAUUCACCCCUAUGCAAUAUUUGGAAGACUCCACAAGUCACAUGUUCAAGAGGAAGUUGCAUCAUCUGAAUUUCCUGAAGCUGAUGUGAAGAAGAAAAUUAAUUUCUUUCAUUCCUUUUUCCUCAUUACUUUUAAUCACAGUGUGAGAUUGACUGAUGAGGUCAGGUUGAACGCACAACCCUGUUGUCCAAAUGACAGAUUUAAUAAGUAAAUUAUUAAUUAAAAUAGAAUAGAAAGAUAAAUCAUUAAAAUGUCCUAAAUGUCUUCAUGCCAUUAGGGUGGGUGCUCUUAUACCCAUUUUGUAUACUUGCUAAUUCCACACUAAACCCUGUUACUUUCUGUCCUGUGAUUAAACAGCAAAAUGCAGUCAUUUAUAGAAAAAGGGAUAUUACUGCCUGAGGUGGAUUAAAACAUUUCCUAAACAUUUUAAGAGUUAUAUACUAUAUAACCCAUACUGUAUUUAUAAAAAGGCUGCCCAGUAUGAUUGUUCAUUUUAUUUAACAAGAUAAAAAAAAAACACAUCUCCUUUUUUGGCAAAUAUGCAAAUUGAAAAGGCUACAUAACAUCCUCUAUUUGUUAGUAUAAAUACAUUUUUGUCGAUUUACGGUUACUGACACGCUUAGUUUCACUCUUUCGCAAGUCUUAACACU